Xyrauchen texanus (razorback sucker) is the source of this 3926-nucleotide messenger RNA. Its product is annotated as frizzled-5-like. The transcript is spliced from 3 exons. Gene Ontology annotation, biological process: non-canonical Wnt signaling pathway; canonical Wnt signaling pathway. Lineage: Eukaryota; Metazoa; Chordata; Actinopteri; Cypriniformes; Catostomidae. The record is from RefSeq and is a predicted model, not a curated record. Bases 698 to 2497 code for a protein of 599 amino acids. Gene Ontology annotation, cellular component: plasma membrane. Gene Ontology annotation, molecular function: Wnt receptor activity; Wnt-protein binding.
UUGUCAGUGUCCCGCUGGUGAAAAGGGGUUGGGCCUGAAAGUUGUGGGCGUGUCCUCGGUGGAGGAGUAUUUUCACUCAACCUCUUCGGAUUGAGUAAUUACUCGCUCCGCACCUCACGGUAAGGAACAGCCGCUCAGCAUCUGACAAAUAAUCAAGAGUUUCGUUUACAAUUGUGGAGUUGAUACAUUUGAAAGUGCGUGUAAAGACUGUGUUUGGAAAUGGCAGGAAGCACAUGAAACCUGUUGCCCUGGACACUAAUACGAGAGGUGAAUUUAUUUGUAUUAUUAUGUUUUACAUUUACUCUAGAAAAUCUACCGAUACUCUAACAUAAAACUUUUUUUUUCAUCGGUUUCCGUACUCUUUGUUUUCUUUUGGCGUCUUUUGGUUGUGAAUGGUUGACCUUUCCGCCGGAACAUCGGGUGAAUUCACCUGCCAUGUGGAAUUGAAAGCAGAGCAGAAAGGAAACGCAGCUUAAAAUGUUACUUUAUUGCACACUUUCUGCGAGGAAUGAACUUUCGCCCUUUACCCGGUUUGUUUGGUGAAUGAUUGACAGUUCAGUCCACGGAUGCGCGUACUUUACCACGCCCGCGUUUAGAAUGAUGGUCUGUUUGAAAUGCACGCGCACAGUUGGAAACAAGCGCGCGCACUGUCUGGAAUGAAACUUCACUGUGAUUUACAGCCUUGUGGACUGUGGACAUGCUGCUGGAGCAAUUAAGUAUGAGGAAACCUGCAGAUAAGCAUCAUUUCUCCAUGGCGACCUCAGGGAUGCACCUGGUUGGGUUUUGGCUACAUGUUCUGCUGCUGUCUCAACUGUCUCAGCUCAGUGAUGCUGCCUCUAAGGAUAUAGUGUGCGAGCCCAUCACUGUGCCAAUGUGCAAAGGCAUCGGAUACAAUCACACCUACAUGCCCAACCAGUUCAAUCAUGACACCCAGGAGGAAGUUGGAUUGGAGGUGCACCAGUUCUGGCCACUUGUCCGGAUUCGUUGCUCCCCGGACUUGCUUUUCUUCCUCUGCAGUAUGUACACCCCCAUCUGUCUUCAGGACUACAAAAAGCCCCUGCCACCGUGCAGAUCUGUGUGUGAGAGGGCAAAGAGGGGUUGCUCCCCACUAAUGAUCCAGUAUGGGUUCGAGUGGCCGGAGCGGAUGAGUUGCGAGCAGCUGCCCAUGCUGGGCGAUAACGAUCUGCUAUGUAUGGACCAGAACAGCAGUGAGACCACAACUCUGUCUCCUCCCUUCCCCAAACCCACCGCAAAAGGUACGCCGAGGCAUAGAGCCACAGCAAAAUCUGCACUGCCGCAGAAGUGUGAUCGUGAGUGCCGUUGCCGAGACCCCCUGGUGACCAUCAGAAAAGAAGCACACCCCCUAUAUAACCGUGUACAUACUGUCUCUUUGCCCAACUGUGCCUUACCUUGCCACCAACCCUACUUUUCCCAGGAUGAGCGCACCUUCACGACUUUCUGGAUUGGCCUGUGGUCGGUGCUGUGCUUUGUCUCCACGCUCACCACUGUGGCCACAUUUCUCAUUGACAUGGAGCGUUUCAAAUAUCCUGAGCGGCCCAUUAUCUUCCUGGCUGCCUGUUAUCUUUUUGUGUCGCUGGGGUAUAUUAUACGACUGCUCGCAGGCCAUGAGCGGGUGGCUUGCGAGGGCUCUGGCGAUCAACAGCACAUCCUCUAUGACACUACGGGUCCAGCCCUUUGUACAUUGGUCUUCCUGCUCAUAUACUUCUUUGGAAUGGCCAGCUCCAUUUGGUGGGUGGUGCUCUCCUUCACAUGGUUCCUGGCUGCUGGAAUGAAAUGGGGAAACGAGGCCAUUGCAGGUUACUCCCAGUAUUUCCACCUCGCUGCCUGGCUCGUGCCUAGUGUCAAGUCCAUUGCUGUGCUCGCUUUAAGCUCGGUGGAUGGCGACCCUGUGGCUGGUAUCUGUUACGUUGGCAACCAGAGCCUGGAGAGCCUGCGUGGCUUUGUGUUGGCACCACUGGUUGUUUACCUCUUCACCGGCUCCCUCUUCCUGCUUGCUGGCUUCGUUUCACUCUUCCGAAUCCGUAGUGUCAUUAAACAGGGAGGAACGAAGACUGACAAACUGGAGAAGCUAAUGAUACGGAUUGGGCUUUUUACUGUCCUUUACACAGUGCCCGCUACUAUUGUGGUUGCAUGCCUGGUGUAUGAGCAACAUUACAGGCCAGGUUGGGAGAGGGCACUGGCCUGUUCUUGCCCAUCUGAGCGCCAGCGGCUGGGCAUGGGCCCGGACUAUGCCGUCUUCAUGCUAAAAUAUUUCAUGUAUCUGGUGGUGGGCAUUACCUCAGGUGUAUGGAUCUGGUCAGGGAAGACUCUGGAAUCAUGGAGGUGCUUUGUGGCACGUUAUGUCCCCUGUAGAACCCAAAAGCCUCCCGUAUCGGGCUCGUCCAUGUACAGUGAGGCCAGUACUGCCCUCACAGCCCAAGCCGGAACAGCACCCACUGGGACCUACCACAAAUCAGCACCCUCAUCCCAUGUCUGAUCAUUGGCUUGAUAUCUAUCCCCAAUGCUUCAUAAACCUUUCAAGUGAGUGACACACGUGUACAUGACUCUGAGUGAGGUGAUUCAACCUCGUCCCAACAGCUCUACAUGUCCCACACUGAGAGUUGAUGAAGGCACAGAUUUACUAUGAAGGAUUUUUGCAGACUCUUAUUUUAUUGUAGUCAAGCUUUUGUCAUUCAUGGAUCUAAUUUGUAAAACAAUGAAAAUAGUCUACAUUGUCUCACCAGUUCAUGUGAGGUUAAAGAUAAUCGGUGUACAUUCAACAACUGAUGUUGAUGUCUGUGGCGUUUAGUUCAUGAAUGAUGGUGACAAAAUGGCCAAUACUUUAUAUGAACCACAACAGUUCUCAGAUGAAAUGCUACACUUUUUCCAUUGAGUUUGUGGAGAUAUUUAAUUUAUUUGUGUAUUCAUGUAAAUUCAAGAACAUUGAAAUAUUGCAGGUAACAGUUGCUCUGUUGUGUUCGUGACUUUAUAUGCAUAUUAACAUGAUCUGGGUAGAAUGUUGUUUUGUAGCAUCAGUUUAACACAAUCUCACUGAGUAAGAACAACUCUAUUUUUCUGCUUAUUUUGUGGGAGUACAAAAUGUGAGACGGGAGGAAAUGCAUAUUUUAAUAUAGUGUUUGUGAAAAUGUCUGACAGUUAUAGCAGAAGUUGCAUGAGUUUAAUCGUCCUCAACAGGUCCACACUCACACACUGUUCAUGAGGGUCCCGUAACUGUCCCUUUGCACAUCUUGUGUUUCAGAGAGCAUCAGAGCUAUUUCCCCACUCAUAAUAGAUAGUUGGGUAGCAUCAGUUGGGCAGUGUUCAAUUGUAGAAUGUGUAUUUCUGAGAUCAGUAGGGCAGUUAGGAGAGUAAAUAGAUUUAUAAUCUGAGCUUGACUUCCCUCUUGUGGUCAGUGGUUACAUUUUCUAAAGAGGUUUACUGGUUACCCCAGCAGCCAUAAUACAUUUACCCAACCACACUCUCAUUUUCUUAUAAAGACCGGUUUCAAAACAUUGAAGAGCAUGUCUCUCUAAAUAUUGAUUUUUAUUAUUUUACUGUCCUAAAUCCAGUCUUCAUAUUUCCCCAGUGCUUUUUUGGGGAUUUUGAAUCCUGUGUAGGGUAUGCAUCAGUAAAACCAUGUUGGUUUUGUAAACCUGCGUAAACGUCUAUUUUUCCCAAGUUUCAAGUGCGCAUUAAGGUGUAAAUCUGCAAGUCUCUUUUUACUGUACAAACUGGUGUAGAAAUGACUUCACCUCUUUUGAAUUUUGCUUUUCAAAAUGAUCCGAAGUGAGCUGAACAUCUAGUGUGUCUCUGCAUUACUUACAAUGUUGUUGAGUCUGGGUGUAUACUAGUUUGACUUUGUCAAAAGAUGUUCUUUCAAUAGUCCAGACUGCAAAUUUGUACAUAUUUUGUUCAGUAAAAUAUAU